AUAAUUCCCACUUUAUAAUUAAUGGUUCUUCGUUUUGGUGCGUCUCAUCGAAUCGAAUCGAAGCCCUCGCCCGCAUGAACCAACCAUUAAUCAAACCCCUUUCCCUUCUCUUCUUCUGCAUCCAUUAAUCGAGCUCGAUUCUGGCACGAAAUUAGGGUUAGGUCAUGUUUCUUUGAGUUCUUUUGGGGAAGUGCCCCCAUUUACUAUAUUCCCCUUUCUUUUCAAUUUUCCCUUUUAAAAAAAUAAAAAUAAAAUUCGUUGCCCUUUUAUCAUCGCUUUGCUGGCGAUUUGGCAUUUGGCAUCCACCUUUCGUGGUUGGAUUCUUGUAUAUUCUUCUGUUGCUGCUUCUUCUUCUUCCCCAAUCUCUCUCUCUAGGCCAGAACAGACCAGACCAGAUUCGUCACUUUGCAAAUCGUAUGUGCUGUUUCGAUGGAUAGGUCAGAUACAUCUGGUUUCGUUAGCGGCGGAGGACGAGUCUACGAUUAUCUUGCUUUCCAAAUUCUAAGCUACGGAUGUUUCCAGUAGUAACCGGUAUCAAUCUUUCGCCGGUGUCUCCAUCAUCUCUUCGAAACAACGAACACGAGCAUUUGACAGUAAGGUUUGAGACUGAAUGUAUUCCUCUUUCUGCGUCGACUUCAUUAACAACGGCAAUGGUGGAGAUACUAAUCUUCAAUUGGAUGGCAUCGGAUACGGAUCUCGCGAGCCAGCGACUUUCGGCAUCGACGGCAGUCGAGGUGCGUGUCAACGAGCCGCAGACGACGGGUGUAAAUUAGUGCUCGGAUUGGGUCCGACGCCGAGCACAUAUACAGACGAGCGUUCCCGUUCCACCAGCAGCAAAUCAAAAGGGCACACGUCUUCACUGUUCAGCCAGCAUGACUCGAUUUUGAAACUCGGGCUGUCGGGGAUCACCGAUGCCGUUUCUGUGCAGAGUCUUUUCGGACCGUCUGAUCAUCUCGAUCAAGCAUCCUCGGGUGGCGAUCGCAUUUCCGGAACCAUUCCCGUCGUCGACGAGGGUUCCACGUCGGCUAAAACGUUCGGUGGCUACAUGAGGAGUCUUAUCAUGGCGCCGAGAAUAGAGAAUGCCGAGAUGCUGCUGGGCGAGAGUAGUUUUGUACAACCCGGUCCCGAAUCGAGCUCCGAACCUUCCGCCGUGUCUAAUUUCUCCGUUGUGUCCCAUCCCGGAAGCUCUGCUGAUCAUAAAGGCGGCCCGACUAAACGAUGCAAGUUUUCCGGAUGUACGAAGGGAGCUCGUGGGGCAACGUCUCUGUGCAUUGGCCACGGCGGAGGGCAGAGGUGUCAGAAACCCGGCUGCAACAAGGGUUCGGAGAGUCGAACCGCCUACUGCAAAGCACAUGGAGGAGGGAAACGGUGUCAGCAUCUCGGGUGUACGAAAAGUGCGGAGGGAAAGACGGAUCUUUGCAUAGCGCACGGCGGGGGAAGGCGUUGCGGGCAUCCCGAAGGGUGUCCGAAAGCGGCGCGGGGCAAGUCUGGCCUCUGCAUCAAGCACGGCGGGGGGAAGAGGUGCAAGAUCGACGGAUGCACGCGGAGCGCAGAGGGGCAAAUCGGUCUUUGCAUCUCGCACGGCGGCGGCCGGCGCUGUCGCUUCCAAGGCUGCACGAAAGGAGCGCAGGGAAGCACGAUGUUCUGCAAGGGGCACGGCGGGGGGAAACGAUGCAUAUUUGCGGGGUGCACGAAAGGCGCGGAAGGGAGUACGCCGCUCUGCAAGGGGCACGGCGGAGGAAAACGCUGCAUGUUCGACGGGGGCGGGAUAUGUCCGAAGAGUGUGCACGGCGGGACGAAUUUCUGCGUCGCGCAUGGCGGGGGGAAGCGGUGUUCGAUCCCUGGGUGUACCAAGAGUGCUCGGGGCAGGACGGAUUGUUGCGUGAAGCACGGAGGGGGUAAACGGUGCAGAAUCGAUAACUGCGGGAAGAGUGCUCAAGGCAGCACGGAUUUCUGCAAGGCGCACGGCGGCGGGAAACGGUGCAGCUGGGGAGACGGGAAGUGCGAAAAGUUUGCUCGAGGAAAGAGCGGGAUGUGUGCUGCGCACGGGAACUUGAUUCAGAAACAGGAGGUGAGGAAGACUGGUAUGAUCGGGCCGGGGCUGUUCUGUGGAUUGGUGCAUACGGCGAGGAACAGCUUCGACAACUCGUCGUCGAUGUCUGAUUUGAUCAAUCCGAUCCACAAGCCUGCGAAGCGGCAACAGCUCAUCCCUCCUCAGGUGUUGGUUCCUCUGUCGAUGAAGGCGGCGUCAUUCUCUCAAUCGGCGCCGGAGAAGAGCAGCGGGGCGAAUCUGGAGUUUGACCUUGCGCCGGAGGGGAGAGUCCAUGGCGGUGGGCUCUUGUCGUUCUUUGGGGGGAGCUUGAACAAUGCGAUGGAUGGGAUUUUGGAUAAGUAAGAUGUGGUCACAACUACUAGUUGUGGAAUGUGAGUUUUUAUCUCAUUUUCUUGAUAUUUUUGAAACUUGUAUAUAUACUCUUUGUAACAUUGGGUGGGAUCAAUGGUGUUGUUGUAAUUGUCUGUGUGAAUUGCUCAAUAAGAAGAUGUAUUUGUUGUUGUUGUGGUGA
Messenger RNA from Andrographis paniculata, 2564 nucleotides. RefSeq lists its product as uncharacterized. The transcript has 2 exons. The record is from RefSeq and is a predicted model, not a curated record. Bases 611 to 2395 code for a protein of 594 amino acids. NCBI's taxonomy places the organism in Eukaryota, Viridiplantae, Streptophyta, Magnoliopsida, Lamiales, Acanthaceae.